UCUAGUUGUUCAAUUUCCAAAUCCAUGCAUGCUGCCAUGCCAAGAACAACUCGCAUUAACGACAUUUUCACCACUGGUGAGAAUAUUUCUUCAAAGUCAAUACAUUUCUUUUGACUGAACCCUUUCACGACUAGCCUAGCUUUAUAUCUUGGUUGUGGAUUAUUUUCUUUAGUCUUUAAUAUAAACACCCACUUAUUCUUGAGUGCUCGUCGCCCCUUUGGUAGUUGUACUAAAUCAAAUGUGUGAUUCAAUUCUCAUGCAAGGAUUUUAUCUCAUCUUACAUGGCUUCCAUUCACUUUUCCUGAUGUACAUCUCUCAAAGACUCUUCAUAUUACUCUUGUUCUCCCCCUUCAAUAAGUAACUGAUAUUCACCUCCAGCCAAUUUUGCUGGAAGUCGUCUAUCUCGAGUGGAUCUUCUUAAUUAUGUUUCAUGAGAUGAUUGAUUUUCUUGUUGUGGAAUAUGUUCCACAUUCUCAUCAUCAUGAGGGUGAUCAUCUUGGUGUAAUUCUCCCACGUGAUCAUCAAUUGCAUCCGAAGAAGGAACUGGAUUCAUGAUUAUAGGCAAUUCUUCAUGGGAUAUUGUAGAUUUUCCCAAUUUUUGUAUGUCUUCACUGGUUUGAUCUUCAAAGAAAACAAUAUCUCUGCUUCUAAUAAUCUUUCUUUCAGCAGGACUCCAUAAACUAUAACCGAAAUCAUCUUUAGGAUAGCCAAGAAAGAUACAUUGUUUUGUCUUGCUAUCAAGUUUUGAUCUUUUAUCCCUCGGGAUGUGAACAAAGGCUCUACAUCCAAACACCUUCAAAAUUUCAUAGUUUAAUUUUCUUACAGACCAUAUCAUAUGUGGAACAUCACCAUCAAGUGGAACUGAAGGAGAACGAUUAAUCAGAUGAAUUGCAGUCUUUACUGCCUCCCCCAAAAAGAUUUGGGUAACUUUGCAUGUGAUAACAUCGAAUGAACUUUCUCCGUGAUCGUUCGAUUCAUUCUUUCAGCGAGACCAUUUUGUUAAGGUGUUUUUGGGGUUUUCUCGAGCUUUAUCCCAUACUUCCUGCAAUAUUCUUCAAAUGGACCUCUAUACUCUCUACCAUUAUCGGAUCGCACACAUUUUAAUUUUAUGCCGAUUUCUCUUUCUACUUUUGCAUGAAACUCCUUAAACGCGUCAAAGACUUGGUCUUUACUUUUUAAAAGAAAGACCCACACUUUCCUGGAAUGGUCAUCAAUGAAUGUAACAAAAUAUGAUGCACCACGAAGAGAUUUCUCUGCCAUAGAAACAAACGUUCAGAUGAACCAAAUCUAGAACCUGAGAUCUUCUAGGUGGUGGAUUUCUUCGAAACGAAACUAUGUAUUGUUUUCCUUCUAAACAAUCAACACAUGAUUUAAAAUUAACAUUCUUGAAAGGAAGGAGUUUCUUUCGAGUGAGGAUUUGGAAUCCCUUCUCACUCAUACACUACAAGAAAAUAGAGUAUAUAUUGACGCUUUUGCUAUGACGCUUUUAUAAAGGGUCAUAAUAUUUUUUUUGGUCACGAAAACUAAAUAUGUAUAUAAUGACGAUUUUAGGUGUCUAAAUAAAUAUUGGCCACAAAAAGAGUCACAAUGUUACAAAAAUAACCAUUGCACGUGACCACGUGUUUAACUCCCGCUUAUUUGGAGAUUUCAGAAACCUCACGUAUACACUACACGACACCCACGAAAUUCUCAACCUCCUCCACUCUAACAACCGACUCGCUGCUCCCUCCUCUAUUCUUCAGCAAAAAAUCCCAGAAAAUUCUCAAAAAUUCCCCAGAUAUUCUCACCAAAUUAACGAUCUCCGAUCCUCAACUCAAAUUUCUCUCAUUCCAUUCCAGUAUAAAUGGGAAAUCUGGAGAAGCCUAUAAUUGCAAGCUAAUUCUCACUCCACCCUAAAUUCAUCUUUAGUUUCAAGUUUCUUUGGAUUUUCAAGACUUGAUUUCGUAAUUGCAAGAAUUCAUUCGAACCCAAUCGUAGAGCCGUAACAGAGCCAUCGCAGAGCCAUUGCAGAGCCAUCGCAGAUUUCACCGUAUCUUUUUGCAGAAGCAGCGGAAGUUUUUGGACUUCAAUUCAAGUGGCCACCGGUUUUAAGAGUUUUCGUGGAGUUUAGGAUCUACUUUGUCCCGACAUCUCCUUCCCAGGCGUUUUACAGAUAUGGAUACAAGUUGGAUCGAUCUACCUAUUGGCCACCCUAAGUAUGUCAAGGGUUGUAUGCAAUUCAUUGAGUUUUCUAAAGAAGAUCUAGUCCAUGGAAAAAUUAGAUGCCCUUGUAAGAAUUGUAAGGUGGAGAAAUGGUUCCUGGUAAAUGUAGUAGAGGGACGUAUUUUGUUUAAGGGGUUUUAUAAGUCGUAUAAGAAAUGGAUCUUUCAUGGUAAAGAGGAUAUGAUUCAUCGUGUGGUUGGUAGUGAUGGAGGGAAUACUAGUGAAGGAUCCCUAAAUAAUGAAAGUGGGUUUGUUAGUCGAGAUAAUGUGGGAGGACUACUAAGAUCAGCUUUUUGUGUUAAUACGUUUCCCAAUUGCCCAACUUUUGAAACACGAGAGGAUGAUGAGUGGAUUGAGGAGCCAGUGACCUAUGAAAGUGAUGCUGAAUAUGAUGAUUCUACAAAAGAGGAAGAGGCGAAGUAUAAGAAGUUACUUGAAGCUUCUGAGGAGAAAUUAUAUGAAGGGUGUACCAACUUUUCAAAGUUAUCUUUUCUUUUACACUUGUUUUACUUGAAGUGUAUGAAUCAUUGGUCCAUUGAAUCUUUCAAUAUGCUGUUGAAGCUAAUUCUAGAUGUGUUUCCCCAAAUACUUGAUUUUCCCUCAUCCUUUUAUUACAGUAAGAAAAUGAUAAAAGACUUGGGUCUUGGGUAUGAAAAGAUUGAUGCUUGUCCGAAUAAUUGUAUGUUGUAUUGGGGUGAAUUUUUAGAGAAAGACAAGUGUCAUGUUUGUGGUACAUCGAGGUGGGCGAAAACUAAGGGUAAGGGUGGCAUUACAAGUGAUCAAGGUACGGAUACUCAUAAGAAGGGCGUGCCGGCUAAGGUAAUGCGAUAUUUCCCUCUUAUCCCGAGGCUAAAAAGAAUCUACAUGUCACCAGAAACAGCAGAAGAUAUGAGAUGGCAUGAUACAGAGCGAUUGGGUGAAGAUGAUAAGAAGAUUUUGAGGCAUCCUUCAGAUGCCUUAGCAUGGAAGGCAUUUGAUGAGCGUCAUAGAGAUUUUGCAUUAGACCCUCGUAGUGUUCGAUUAGGUCUUGCGAGUGAUGGGUUUAAUCCUUAUCGUUUAAUGAACACCACUUAUAGUACAGUGAUAUUGAUUCCUUAUAAUCUUCCACCAUGGUUAUGUAUGAAACCAUCUUCUUUCAUUUUAUCCACACUUAUUCCCGGAAAAGCAAGUCUUAGAAAUGAUAUUGAUGUGUAUUUGCAGCCAUUAGUGCAUGAAUUGAAAUUGUUGUGGACUGGGGUUGAAGCUUUUGAUGCUUUUGAAGGAAAGAAAUUUAAUUUGCGCGCGACUUUGCUUUGGACUAUUAAUGACUUUCCUGGCUAUGCAAUGCUCUCUGGUUUGAGCACAAAAGGUUACAAUGCAUGUCCUAUAUGCAUAGAUUCCACGCCUUCUAAUAGAUUUGGGAACAAGAUUUGUUAUUGUAGCUAUAGAAAAUGGUUACCUUCAGAUCACCCAUAUCGUUCAGGGUGACAAAUUUUGUGAGAAGUAUGGAACUAAUGAGUGUCUCGUCCUAGCGGGACUGAUAUAUUGAGUGAACAAGAAAAGGUCGAGUAUGUUUAUGGAAAGUCGAAGGCACCACAGAAAAAGAGACAAAGAGGAGAUAAUGAUAACAAUUAUGUCCAACAUGAAAGUGCUUUUGGUACCAAGAGAAGCAUAGUCUUUGAUUUGGUGUAUUGGGAGCAUAAUCUUUUAAGGCAUAAUUUAGAUGUAAUGCACAUUGAGAAAAAUGUGUCUGAGAAUAUUUUGGGAACUCUUCUUAGUAUGGAUAAGAGUAGAGAUAGUAGGGAUGAUCGAAAAGCUCUUGAAAAAUGGAGAAUAAAGCCUCACCUUUGGCUUAGUACUAAUCCUAAUGGAAGUGAAUACAUGCCUCCAGCUUCCUAUUCUAUGUCUACGGAGGAGAAAGAGAGGUUCUUAAAUGUUCUGCAGAAACUUAAAGUUCCGGAUGGAUAUGGAUCCAAGUUCCAACCUCUCUAGUUGUGUGAAUAUAAAGCAAAGAAAGUUGAUUAACCUCAAAAGUCAUGACAACCAUGUUCUAAUGCAAGAUAUCCUUCCUGUUGCCUUAAGAGCUUCUAACGCUACAAAAGUAAUUGACUUGUUGGCUGGAUUGUCUUCUUUAUUCAAGAGGUUGUGCUCUACUACUAUUGAUCCAGAUGAUUUAGAUGAUCUUCAAGAUGAAAUUAUUUUAACUCUUUGUAAGUUGGAAAUAGAGUUCCCGCCUUCAUUUUUCACAAUCAGGGUCCAUUUGUUGAUUCACUUAAUGGAGGAGGUUAAACUUGGUGGACCAGUGCAAUACAGAUGGAUGUAUCCCAUUGAAAGGUACUUGUCCCAUUUGAAAUCACAUGUAACCAAUAAAUCCCAACCUGAAGGAUCUAUUGCGGAAGGCUUCCUUUUAGAGGAGACAAUUAGGUUUUGUUCGAGAUAUCUUGAAGGUGUUAAGACUAUCUUUAACAUAACUACGAGGAUGGAUGAUGAGAUUUAAAAUUCCAAUGAUUACUUGUUUAACACUAGUGGUCGAGUUGUUGGGAAGAAGGUCACCAUUCGCCUUGAUGACAAAAGCUUAAAACAAGCUCAUCGCUACGUUUUACUUCACUCUGAUGCGAUCAAAGGGGAUAUGGAUGAAUUUUUAAUGGAGAAGCGUCAAAUGAACUCACAAAGUUCCGCCACGGAGAGUGAUGAAAGCAACUGGAUCAUCAAUGAAUUCGGAGGGUGGUUGCAAAAUAAGGUACAUUGCAUAGAUGUCACCACCGAAGAUGAGAAACUAAGAAAAGCUUUAGCGGGUGGUUUGUAUUGUUAUGGUAGAAAAUUAAAAGGAUUCAUCAUCAAUGGAUUUAAAUUCCUUUCCAUGGAUCGCGAUUGUCGUUUGCUGACACAAAAUUCUGGAAUUAUGGUUGAAGCAGAUGGAGAGGCAUAUUUUGGAAAAGUGAUGAUAUCUAUGAAUUAAAUUACUAUGGAGCUUACAAAGUUGUAUUGUUUCGUUGUGAUUGGGUAGACAUUCAUAGGGGUGUAAGAACAUAUCCAAAUGGCGACGUAUGUGUCAAUUUCUCGAAAUUGAUGCAUACUGGCCGAUUGUUGCAAGAUGAUCCAUUUAUAUUCUCAUAUCAAGCAAAAUAAGUUUUUUACAUAGAAGAUGAGAUUCAAAAAGGAUGGUUGCAUGUUGUUAAGAAUAAGCCUAGGGACUUGUUUGAUUUAGGUGAUUCUUUACCCGUAGAAGUAGAGGGAGAGGGUGGGUUAGAUUGAUCAUGUUUAUUUUUUUUAUUGUUUCUCUUUGUAUUUGUAUUUGUAUUCUAUUGAUUCCAUCUAUUGAAUAUUUUAUUUUACUUUCAAUCUAGUAAUUACGUUCUAUGUGUUCUAUCCUAUGAUGCAUAUUGCAUUGUGUUUAGUAAUAUCAUUUAUUUUCUCUCGUGUCUUGUAAAUUAAGUAUUGUAUAUUUUUCUUGCCGUUGAUAUGCUUGUGGUAGCUAUACUUGAUACUUUCAAACUGGACUGGAGUAAGAAGUGUUGGAGAAAGGCGAGUUCUGAAUUAGAUGACUAUGUAGCAUUCAAAAUUUGUACUAUCUCCUAAUUCUUGCUCUAACCA
Molecule: messenger RNA, 5775 nt
Organism: Spinacia oleracea (spinach)
Lineage: Eukaryota; Viridiplantae; Streptophyta; Magnoliopsida; Caryophyllales; Amaranthaceae
Exons: 6
Coding region: 2155-3669 (504 amino acids)
Source: RefSeq, a predicted model, not a curated record